AUGCAACAACAAAACUCUGAUUAUUCUCCAGACCUGGACAAAGAAACCUGCACCAGCAUGAAACUUCUAAACAGGGCAGCUGAUCUCCACAAAGAAAAUGUUGCUUUGUCUGGAAAAAUCAGCCCGGAAGACAUCUUCAGGUCCUGUGAAACGCUGGCAGUGCCAAUCUGUAUGGACAACACUGUGCCUCCAGGGGACCACAUGAGAAAACGAGGUUAUACAGAGUCAUCGCUUCUGAAGCUUCCCACAGAGGAGUGCACUGGGAGCCACCAUGCAUCUGUCCAGUUCGACCGUCAUGCUCUGGCCAGAAUUUCCACUUCUCCAACUUUAAGGCGUCUAAGGAUGGCCUCUGCCUCACAAGCCCUGACAUUUCAGGACUGUUCUGACAUGGCUCAGCUGGGGAAUCAAAAGGAAUACACAGGCUCUCUCCAUCACAUUUGUAAGAGUCCACCUCGGUGCAUUACAAUUUCCUCAUUGUCGUUGCCUUCUUGUGUUCAUGCAAAAUUAUUGUCUUCCCAAGCCAAGUCUGAGACAACUAUAGGAGCUUCAGAGUCUGACAUCCCCAGAUCAAAGCUGCCAAGCCAAGAAGAUCCUCUCGGCAAUGGCAGUCCCAAAAAGCCACCCAAAAACUCUUGGAGAGCCAACUCUGCUACACUGCCUAGGAGACUUCCCCGCCAAAGCCCUACACCAUGGACAGAUGUCCAGCUUGAAGAAUGUGAAACAUCUGAUAAUCUUGAGCGACAUUCUUCAGGACUUUGUGGAAGGGAAGAAGGAGCAAAGAAGCUAGCAGAAUAG
This is a messenger RNA of Acanthisitta chloris (rifleman), 795 nucleotides long. Its product is annotated as chromosome unknown open reading frame, human C12orf74. Lineage: Eukaryota; Metazoa; Chordata; Aves; Passeriformes; Acanthisittidae. Bases 1 to 795 code for a protein of 264 amino acids. The record is from RefSeq and is a predicted model, not a curated record. The transcript has 2 exons.